ACAUAUAACAAAGAAAUUGAUUUAAGAGGAGAGAUGUGGAAGUUCAUCAAAGUUCAAAACCCCAUUGAGCAUGUGGACAAUAAUUUGAAAUGCCAACACAUUGGAGAUAUACUCUCAGUUCUACAGUGCUCUUUGUUUGGACCAAAUGGAAUGUAUGGUUUUGUAGUUCAAGCAACAGAGGUAACUGUUGUAGCUUUUGCAACAGAUAAAAAUUAUACCACAUAUAUCAAAACAGGACAUAUAGCAGAACAAGACUGUGCCACGGUAAAAUACAGCGAGAAGUGCAAUAUUUUGUCAAAGAAAGGACGACUUAAACUUGCCAGGACUUUUCUUGAUAUGGCAGCUCUGAUGAAAUACUUGUAAAUUAUUGUUUGUGGUUUAUCGAAAUACAACAACAUGUACUUAAUUGUGUAACAUAACAUU
Saccostrea cuccullata (small rock oyster) is the source of this 423-nucleotide messenger RNA. RefSeq lists its product as uncharacterized. Bases 34 to 363 code for a protein of 109 amino acids. NCBI's taxonomy places the organism in Eukaryota, Metazoa, Mollusca, Bivalvia, Ostreida, Ostreidae. The transcript is spliced from 2 exons. The record is from RefSeq and is a predicted model, not a curated record.